UAAAAAUAUGGCGAUUGUAGGAAUUAAUGGAUUUGGUAGAAUAGGAAGAAUGUGUCUUCGUGCUUGCAUAGAAAAGAAUAUCGAAGUUGCAUUGAUCAACGAUCCAUACAUUACUACCGACUAUAUGAUAUAUUUAUUUAAAUACGACUCGACACACGGAACUUAUCCUUUGAAGCUGGAAUGUGAAGACGGACACAUUAUUGUUGCAGAUAAGAAAAUCGCUACAUCGCAAGAAAAAAAUCCGUGCAAAAUAAAAUGGAAAGAUACCGGUGUAACUUAUGUAAUUGAGGCUACUGGAGUAUUUAAUACCCUGGACAAAGCAGGAUUGCACAUGGAUGGUGGAGCCAAGAGGGUCGUCAUUACCGCACCUUCUGUUGACGCACCAAUGCUGGUUUAUGGUGUAAAUCAUGCUUGUUAUGAUCCAAAAAAAGGUAAAAUAGUAUCAGCUGCUUCUUGUACGACAAAUUGUGCAGCGCCAAUUAUUCAAGUUAUGCAUGGUACCUUCGAAGUUCUCGAAGUAAUGAUCACCAGUGUUCAUGCUUUGACACCAUCACAAAGAAUUUUAGAUGGUCCCAUAGAGCGAGGAAAACUAUGGAGAGAUGGCAGAGGCGGUAUCCAAAAUAUUAUUCCAACAUCUUCAGGCGCAGCAAAGUCAUUGGACAAAGUUAUUCCUGAUCUCAAGGGGAAAAUUUCUGCAAUAGCCUUCAGGGUACCAGUCCCGAAUGUUUCUUUGUGUGAUAUGACUUUCAGAGUUAAUAAACCAACAACAUAUGAAGAAGUGAAGGAAGCAAUGAAGGCAGCAUCAGAGAAUGAACUAAAAAAUAUUCUCGGUUAUACAGACGACGAUUGUGUAUCAUCUGAUUUCUGCAACACAAGUUACUCGUGUAUUUUCGAUGCAAAAGCCGGCAUUCCACAGACAAGUACAUUCAUCAAAGUUGUUGCCUGGUAUGAUAAUGAAUACGGUUAUGCACAUCGUGUAGUAGACCUGGUGCAAUACAUGCAUCAAGUUGAUUCUGGUGAAAUACAACUACCUGCAAAAAGUUUGGAGGAAAACCAGGACCAAGAAAACUGA
Messenger RNA from Dufourea novaeangliae, 1072 nucleotides. RefSeq names its product glyceraldehyde-3-phosphate dehydrogenase-like. The record is from RefSeq and is a predicted model, not a curated record. The transcript is spliced from 7 exons. Bases 8 to 1072 code for a protein of 354 amino acids. Gene Ontology annotation, biological process: glucose metabolic process. Gene Ontology annotation, molecular function: NAD binding; NADP binding; oxidoreductase activity, acting on the aldehyde or oxo group of donors, NAD or NADP as acceptor. Lineage: Eukaryota; Metazoa; Arthropoda; Insecta; Hymenoptera; Halictidae.